GAUAAUAAACCUAGAGAAUCCUACAGCAGUAGCAAACUGUAAUAUUUUUGUAUCCAACUCUCUGUAUAUUAAUCUAGAUAAUAUAAUAUUAUUUCUUUAAAUUUAUCUAAUAUAAUUUGUGUAUUUAUUGUAUGAUUAUUGUAUGUUGUUAUGUUGUUUAUAAUAUUUUUGUUCAGUUAACACAGGCAAGUUAAAAACUGUCAGUUUAAGGUUUAAAUUCAUUUGUACGACUGUACGAGAAUGUUAAAUUUGUUUGUAUGGUUAUGUUUCAUGUCAGUGUUGGGAACUUCAAUAAGUUGUGACACUGAAACUGAAGACCUCGUGACUUAUGAUGGAGACGGUCCUCAAUCAAAUAGCAUAUAUUAUGACAAGUGUGCGCCGAAAGUGACUUGCAUUGAAAAUGCUAUUUACAGGACAAUAAAUGGCUCAUGUAAUAACUUAAUGAACCCGUUGUGGGGGUCAUCCGAAACUCCAUACAUCAGAGUUUCUGAAGCUGCUUAUCAUGAUGGUGAUCACGAAGUUCGGAAACAGUGUAAUGGAUCGCUGUUGCCCACACCACGAAAAGUGCAGUUGAAAUUAUUUUUGAAAAAAUCCGACGAUUCUCCAGACUCAAACAAUUAUCAUUUAAGUCAAUUUGGUCAAUGGGUCACUCAUGACAUCACUCUCCUGCCACCAGAUUCUUCAGGGCCAAAAGAAUGUUGUUCCGUCCCGAUUGAUGAGAUCAACAGUAAUAGCCCUUACCAAUGUCAAUUACCUAUUGAGUUACCAGAGGAUGACCCAGUUCAUGGUCGUCAUGAUGGAAAAACAUGUAUGGAAUUCAGACGUGCAAUGACUGCUGCUAAUAAUUUCAACUGUUCUAUAACUCCUCAAAUUCCAAUGAAUCAGGCGACAUCGUUCAUUGACGCGUCACAGUUAUACGGACACAAACUAGACAAGGCAAAUUCAAUUAGAUCUUUUAACGGUGGGAGAUUGCUAACUGACGUCAUAAAUGAAAACGAGUAUUGUCCUCUAAGGAAAAGAAAAGGAUCAUUAGUAUGUGAUGGGAGGGAUAACGUGGACGUAUGUUUCGAAGCUGGAGACCCAAGAAUAAAUCAACAUUUAGGGCUCACGUCGUAUAGUGUUGUGUUUACCCGGUUUCACAAUGUUGUGGCCGAUAAGUUACAAAAAAUAAAUAAACAAUGGCCGGAUGAAAAAGUAUUUCAAGAAGCUCGAAAGAUCCUUGGUGCAGUGAAUCAGAUAAUUGUUUAUCGGGAUUACUUGCCUAUUUUACUUGGUAAAUCAUUUACAAAACGCGUUGGUUUGGAUCUUUGCCAGAAUAGAAGGACAAAAUACAAUUCGUCGAUCAUACCACAAUUGACUAUAGCAUUCGUAGGUGGUGCUUUCCGAGUGCCACAUACAACAGUGGCUUCGUAUUACAAUUACGUAGACAAAGAUUAUGAGAUAGUGGAUUCAGUCAAACUUAACGAAUGGAUGUCGAAACCUGAUCCCUUAGUAAAGGAUUCAAAAUUUGACGAAAUAGUCAGAGGUAUGACUACAUCAGCAGGCCGUUUCCAUGCCCCGUCGUAUAACUAUUUAAUAUCAAAUUUUAUGUUCCAUAAUCAUAAAAAUGGUGAUACAGAUUUACUUUCAGUGGACAUUCAGAGAGGUCGUGAUGUCGGCUUACCGAGUUAUAUUAAGAUGAGAGAAUGGUGUGGUUUACCAGAAAUCUGUUCAUUUGAAGAAUUAUCAAGUUUUGUAUCAAAAGACGACUUAGAUAAACUGAAAGAACUGUACGUUUCCGUUAAAGACAUUGAUCUACUCGUGGGAGCAUUACUCGAACCACCAGUGGAUGGUGGAACGGUUGGUCCAACCGCACAGUGCAUCAUAGCUGAUGUAUUUCACCGUGUUCGCUUCUGCGAUCGUUUCUUUUUUGAUGUCAGAGGUCAACCGGGAAGCUAUUCUGAAGCACAAUUGGAUAAGUUGAAACAAUUCAACCUAGGUCUCAUAAUAUGUGCCACAACUAAAUUGGAUGAAGUACCAAAUAAUAUUUUUGAGCCAUCAAGAAAUGCUCAAAUGGUGAAAUGCCAAGAUUAUUUAUCAGACUUUGAUCUUAGUGCUUGGAGAGAAUCUCCAUAGUUUAACACAACUGUUCCCAAACCGUGCACCGAGAGUACUAUUCGAGGGCACCAUGACUCACAAAAAAAUAUUUACAAUUUAUUGUUAUUUUUGUUAAUUUCAAAUUGAAUCUUCUAAACAAAAUUAUUUUUUGUAUUCCGAUUAGGACUUAAUAAUAACCACGUAAAUUGCGAUACAAUAAUACUCACAAUUUCUCUUCAUCUUAUAAUCUUAUUAUUUUCUAUUAAAAUUAUUAGAUGAAGUCAUAUGGGGGAAGUGAUGUUUCCGAAUAGUACCUUUUAUGUCCUUUUAUGUCCUUUUUUGACCUAAUCAUAUCAUUCUGGCUAUAAGCGAAAAGGUGAAAACAUUACUAUCAUUUGUCAUUACAUAUUUAUGUGAAUCAGGAUUUUCAGCUUAAAAACCGCAACUGCCUCAACGCAGAACCUGAACUGUCAAAAAUAAAACCUUGCAUCGCCAAGCUUUUCCAACACAUACAUCUCAUUAGCAAUGUUAUUUUAUUUACGUUCAUAAUAUUUUUUUUGGUUUUUAAAUAUAAAAAUGUAUUCAUUAUUUUAUCUCGGUUAAAUGCUUUGUAUUCAGUUAAAUUAUAAAAACUGAUCAUCAAUAAAAACAAGUGUUUUUUAUGUA
Molecule: messenger RNA, 2742 nt
Organism: Myzus persicae (green peach aphid)
Lineage: Eukaryota; Metazoa; Arthropoda; Insecta; Hemiptera; Aphididae
Product: peroxidase-like
Exons: 13
Coding region: 241-2115 (624 amino acids)
Biological process (GO): response to oxidative stress
Molecular function (GO): heme binding; peroxidase activity
Source: RefSeq, a predicted model, not a curated record